GUCUUGUCCACCAAUCGGACGGGCGAAAAAAUGCUGUCACUUGUUGUUGUCGGGGUGGUAGCGUGGAUUCUGCUCAGGCGGCGUGUGCUUCUCUGCAAACAAACAAACACACACACACACACAUUGCAAACACCAAAUACGAGCAUUGAGCAUGUUCUCUCUCCCGCCCGCACCAUGAACAAUCUUGUCCUCCUUGUCGAAUACUCGGAAGUCCGUCGAGCCAUCUUCGUUCUGCUUGAACCGGCUCUCGGUCCUGCCCUCCGCGUUCUUGUUGUCGUACUCGAACUCGCCUCCGGCUGCUUUGCCAGGGCCGUGGUGGAUCCAGUCGUUGCCUUGCUUGUUGGUGCCCUCGCGUUUCUCGUCUGACACGCGGGGAGGCUUGCUCGGCUCCUGACUCGACAUCUCUGCCAGCAGCGG
Molecule: messenger RNA, 417 nt
Organism: Vitrella brassicaformis
Lineage: Eukaryota; Vitrellaceae
Source: the annotation of a GenBank genome assembly